Messenger RNA from Penicillium taxi, 1263 nucleotides. Its product is annotated as methionyl-tRNA formyltransferase. Gene Ontology annotation, cellular component: mitochondrion. Bases 1 to 1263 code for a protein of 420 amino acids. The record is from RefSeq and is a predicted model, not a curated record. Gene Ontology annotation, molecular function: methionyl-tRNA formyltransferase activity. Lineage: Eukaryota; Fungi; Ascomycota; Eurotiomycetes; Eurotiales; Aspergillaceae. The transcript has 3 exons. Gene Ontology annotation, biological process: biosynthetic process; conversion of methionyl-tRNA to N-formyl-methionyl-tRNA.
AUGUUUGUUGUUCGUAGUUCAGGUGCUUUUGCACUUUUUAGGAAUGCAUGUUCAGUUCAAAGACCAGCCUGCCGAUUCCUUGCUACCAAAUCUUACGAUCCUCUCCGGAUUCUGUUUUGCGGCUCUGACAGCUUUAGCAUUGCAUCAUUGAAAGCACUCCACGCUUAUUCAUUGCAAAAUCCAAAUCAUAUCGCCUCUAUAGAUGUGGUUUGUCGACCGGGAAAGCGUGUUGGAAGAGGAUUGAAGGAAAUUCGUGAAGGUGAGUCGAGCAUAAAGUACCCCAAUUGGAGCUCUGUGGCUCUGACCUAUAGCUUGCCAGUCCCGAUCAAGCAGGUUGCAUCGGAUCUCUCACUCCCAAUUCAUGAGAUCAACACAUUUACUGGAUGGACACCGCCGGUCACUUUAAACGGUCCUAUCAAUUUGAUCAUUGCCGUGUCUUUUGGACUUUUUGUACCCCCACGUCUUUUGAAGGAAGCUACCUACGGUGGGUUGAAUGUACAUCCCUCAAUACUCCCAGACCUCCGUGGCCCAGCACCGCUACAUCAUACUCUUCUAGCUGGACGAACCACAACCGGAGUGACAUUACAAACUUUACACCAUGAGAAGUUUGACAACGGCGCAAUUCUAGCCCAAACACCGGCACCUGGGUUCGAUAUUCCAAACCCCGAAAGCUGCACGUUAGAUGAUCUGGGCAAGCUAGUUGCUCCUAAAGGCGCAAAUAUAUUGAUAGAGGGCAUCAAAAAUGGUCUCUUCGUACCACCAGUCAAGGAGGUAGGAUGGAACUGCACUGACUCCAAAACCCUUAUCCACGCCGGAAAGAUCAUGCCGGAAGACCGACAUAUCGACUGGAUGGAUUGGACGAUGGCCGACCUAAACCGACACCACCGAGUCCUUGGAAAUCUAUGGACUAAGACCCUUGCUGAAAUAAAACCAGGAAAUGGAGAUGGUGUGGAAUCUUUCAGCCAAAAGCGGAUGUUUAUAACUGAUUUUGAAGAAGUGGAUAUACCAGCUGGAUGUGAAUCUUUUGCUUUGGUCCCUGGGUUGCCAUUCACUAAUGCUUCUCAUCCCGUUGGGCCGAAGAAGGGGAGAGAACUUUACGUAUUCACCCGCGAUUGUAAGCUGUUGCGCAUCAAUCAAGUCAAGGUGGAAGGUGAUAAGCUCGCUGAAGGACUUCGCGCUGCGAUCAAGGCUCAUCUAUUUGGGGAUCAUUCUAUUAAGUUGGGUGAUGCAGUUUUUACGCCUUUCCGCAACCCUCUUGCGUGA